Messenger RNA from Loa loa (African eye worm), 186 nucleotides. RefSeq lists its product as hypothetical. NCBI's taxonomy places the organism in Eukaryota, Metazoa, Nematoda, Chromadorea, Rhabditida, Onchocercidae. The annotation marks the transcript as partial. The transcript has a single exon. The record is from RefSeq and is a predicted model, not a curated record.
AUGAGAAGCGGGAAGCGGGGAAUCGGGGGAGGAAAGGAGGAGAAAAGGAAGGAUGAAGGAGAAAUAAAAGAUGAUAGAAAUAGUGAAGGAGAGGAAAGAGAUGAUGAUGAUGAUGAUGAUGAUGAUAAUGAUAUGUUAUAUAAUACGGUAGAUGUUGCGAUAUUGGAUUCGAUUCGAAAUAUUGUU